Solenopsis invicta (red fire ant) is the source of this 4029-nucleotide messenger RNA. RefSeq names its product nardilysin. The transcript is spliced from 16 exons. Gene Ontology annotation, molecular function: metal ion binding; metalloendopeptidase activity. Gene Ontology annotation, biological process: proteolysis. Lineage: Eukaryota; Metazoa; Arthropoda; Insecta; Hymenoptera; Formicidae. The record is from RefSeq and is a predicted model, not a curated record. Bases 580 to 3984 code for a protein of 1134 amino acids.
GGAGGAGAAUCUGUAACCUCCACGUCGCUCAGACGGCAACGGUUAUCGUCGCGUCGUGCGUCCAAUCGCGUCUUCUCUUUGCCCCGUAUCCCGUAUCUCGAGUUUUCGACGCGCGUGUGAGUACCAGGAGCGUCGAAAGCGAGGUGUUGCGUGCAAUGCGUGUUCGUACCAAGCGUGUUCGUGCCAAGCGUGUUCGUACCAAGCGUGAUUCAAGAGGAGGGUCUUGAAUCUCGAAUGUUCGAGAGCUGCGGCCAGCGGGGCGAACGUGUAUGUCCACGUUGUAGAAAUGGCAUCUCGAAAAAUCGUCAAGUGGGUCAGGUAUCAGCUGGAUAUCGUCUAAAUCGCGGUCAAGGUCAAAGCUUCUCUUUGCUACUGCUACUGUUGGUCACUGCAGACGUUUCUCUCGUAGCUUUUGCAGAAAAACUAGAGAGAACGAGAGAACAGAGUCUUUGUUAGGAUUCAAAUUUAUUUUGGACUGUUUUGAAAUUUGUCCAGAGGAUGUCCGAGGAUAUUAACGUGCUGUUUAUACAAGGAAAUGGAAGUUGCCAUGUUUAGGCCGUACAGGAGACAGGAGCGCGUAUGACACGUGCUCUCUACUUCUUUCACCAACGACUGGCCAUUGUCAGAUGCGCGUGUAGACAUGUUUCGAGUGGAGUGCUGAGAAAAAUUAUUGUGACAAAUCCACUGGAAGGAGAGUUGAAAACGAUUCGAAAUCCCAUCGUGAAUUCUCCGAUCGGAUCCUAUUCCACUGAUCGACCUAAUUUCCAUUCUGAUUUCCUGCGCGUCGAUAUAAUGCCGGAGAUGGAGUGUGCGACCGGGGAGGAAAAGCGUUGUCAGGUUGAAUAUCUGGAGACGCCCGUCAAAUCGGAGAACGACAAGAAGGAGUAUAGAGUCAUCCGAUUACAGAAUGGUUUAACAGCCUUGCUAAUAUCUGACAUACAUUCGAAAACUUGUACUUCUCAAGAUGAAGACGAUAAAGAAUCUAGCGAUGAUGAGACUGAGGAUGACGAAAGUAAAGAGGAUGACGACGACGAAGAAGAUGUUGAAGACGAAAGUGAGGAUUAUUCGAGUGAUGAGUAUGACGAAGAUGACAGUUCUUCAGUUAGAAAAGUUAAGAGAGACGAAAAGAAGGCAGCAUGCGGCUUAUGUGUGGGAGUAGGCAGUUUUAGCGACCCACCGGAAGUUCCAGGCAUGGCACAUUUUCUCGAGCAUAUGGUUUUUAUGGGAUCGGAAAAAUACCCACAAGAAAACGAUUUUGAUGCCUUUAUCAGUAAGCGUGGUGGCUUUACCAAUGCUUCAACGGAUUGCGAACAUACCACAUUUUACUUUGAUAUCCAAGAGAAACAUUUAUUAGCAGCUCUUGAUCGUUUUGCUCAAUUUUUUAUCAGACCUUUGAUGAAGAAAGAUGCUAUCACGCGGGAGCGAGAGGCUGUAGAAAGCGAAUUUCAGUUGGCCUUGCCUUGCGACGAAACCAGGAAGGAACAACUGUUCUCCUCUUUCGCGCGAACUAGUCAUCCAGCCAACAAGUUUAUUUGGGGCAAUUUAGUAACGUUGCGCGAUAACGUGGCUGACGACAAAUUGUACGAAGAAUUGCACAAAUUCAGAGAACGCCAUUAUAGCGCUCACCGAAUGACGCUGGCUAUACAAGCGAGAUUACCAUUGGAUACAUUGGAAAAAUAUGUCACAACGUGUUUUGCCAAUGUACCAAGUAACGGGCUGCCUCCCGACGACUUUACCGAAUUUAAAGACGGUGUUUCUUUCGAUACUCCCGCUUUCCGAAAAAUGUAUAAAGUCAAGCCUUUCAAAGAUGUCAGCCAACUAGAAAUAACAUGGACAAUGCCUUCGCUACUUGAUUUAUACAAAAGUAAACCACAUCAGUACAUCUCAUGGAUUAUCGGGCAUGAAGGAAAAGGUUCCUUAAUUAGUUAUCUACGUAAAAAAAUGUGGAGUCUCGAUAUAUUCAGUGGCAACAGUGAGAGCGGUUUCGAACACAGUUCCAUGUAUGCCUUAUUAAAGCUUACUAUAGUGCUCACUCAUGAGGGACAGCAACAUUUGGAGGAAGUUCUAGAUGCAACAUUUUCCUACAUUAAUUUACUGAAAAAAGAAGGUCCGCAGAAGAGAAUUUAUGAUGAGAUUUAUAAGAUUGAAGAAAAUGAUUUUAGAUUUUGCGAUGAAGAGGAUCCAGCGGAAUAUGUGGAAGAUUUAUGCGAGUGCAUGCAUUUAUAUCCGCCGCGCGAUUAUAUAACUGGUAACGAGCUUUAUUUCGAGUACAAUCCGGAAGCUAUACAAAAAUGUUUGGAUUAUUUGGUACCGGAGGACGCGAAUAUCAUGAUCUUCAACGAGGAAUUUGACUGUCUCGAAUUAAAUAAAGUCGAGCCGUGGUUUAAAACCAAGUACACGGACGUUGAGAUACCAAAAGAAUGGAUCGAACGCUGGAAAGCUAUCGAACCGUUGCCAGAUUUUCAUUUACCGUUAGAAAAUACAUUCCUUACCAGCGACUUCUCUUUGAUAACACUACCGGCAGAUGUUCCAAAAUAUCCUGUAAAAUUACACAAUGAUCAUAUAUCAGAGAUUUGGUAUCGUCCGGAUCAGAAGUUUCGUUUGCCGGAAUGCUAUAUGAAUUUUCAUUUUGUUUCCUCUCUGGGAUUUCAGUCGCCGAAGAAUGCAGCUCUUAUGGAAAUAUAUUGCAAUGUGUUAAAACUGCUGUUGAUCGAAGAAUUAUAUCCAGCUAUAGCGGCUGGGUUUGAAUAUGAUAUCAUUGCCAGUGAGAAAGGCAUUACAAUAAAAAUAAAUGGAUUUAACGAAAAAUUGCCACUUUUAUUGAUGACUAUUGCAAAAUACAUGGUAGAUUAUCCAACCCUUGUUACGAAGGACUUGUUUGAAAUUGUUAAAGUGGAACAACUUAGAGCAUAUUAUAAUUCAUUUAUAAAACCUGGAAAACUCGUCAAGGAUAUCAGAUUAUGGAUACUGAAGUACAUCCAUUAUACCCAAGUUGCUGCACACACUGCUCUACAUGAUAUCACUUUUGAAGAUUUCCAGAAUUUUGUAAAAUCCUUCACCGAUCAUCUGUACAUUCAAUGCCUCGUGCAAGGCAACAUGACGCAGGACGCUGCGAUCGAGACUAUACGACAAUGCGUCGAAAUAAUUAAUUGCGGCCCCUUGCCCGAUGCGAUACCGCAAAUGAGAGUCGCUCAGAUACCUAUAGGCACAUGCUAUUGCAAAGUGAAAAAUAUCAACAAAAUCGACGUAAAUUCCGUAGUGACCAAUUAUUAUCAAGCUGGCGUCACAUCGAUCGAGUUAUCGGUGUUAAUUGAUUUGAUGAUCAUGAUAAUGGAAGAACCGUUAUUCAAUCGGCUACGAACCCGGGAACAGCUUAGUUAUGAUGUCUCCUGUGCUUUCAAAGAUCUCAAUGGAAUUUUAGGAUAUACCAUUACCGUUCAUACCCAGGCAGAUAAAUACUCAACCGUGCACGUGGACAAGCGGAUCGAGGAGUUUCUGAAAUCAUUUAAUAAGAUUUUGGAAGAGUUCUCACAAGAGGAAUUGGAUGACGUCAAAGAGGCGCUAAGAAAAUUGAAACAAUGUGCCGAUAUUGAUCUGAAAGAGGAAGUCGACAGAAACUGGAGUGAAAUCACGAAAUGGCAAUACAUGUUUGACAGACUCGAGAGGGAAGUGCUUGCGAUAAAGGACAUAAAGAUCAACAAACUGAGAGAAUGGUUUGCCAAGCAUACAUUGAAGGGAAGUAACUUUAGAAAAUUGAGCGUGCACGUGAUAGGAACUGAUCCAAAGGAAAAUGCAAUUAAUGAAGCAAAUAGUACUGCAGAAGAUCGCAAGAAAGCGCAACACUUUGUUUUGGAAUACAUAACCGACGAACAGAAUAAGGAAACACAAGAUCAUCAUAUUACUAACGUGGAAGAAUACAAGAAAAAUCUCUACGUCUAUCCAGAGAGCGAAGGUAUUAAUCCUCUCAAAGCGCUAAAUAAAUGAUACCUUGACAACAAUAGUAUAAUAAUAAAAAAAUGAUAAACUGUA